CCACGGUUCAGCUCACCAUGCUCUUCGAUGUGAACCGAAAACUGCUCUCGCGGUCGGACCGCGUCAAGGGCACCGACUUCCAUCCGACCGAGCCCUGGCUGCUCACCGGCCUCUACAACGGCACCGUCAACAUCUACAACCACGAGACAGGCGCCAUCGUCAAGUCCUUCGAGGUCUCAACAGUCCCUGUCCGCUGCGUCAAGUUCAUCCCGCGCAAGAAUUGGUUCGUCGCCGGCUCAGACGACUUCCAGCUCCGCGUCUUCAAUUACAACACCCACGAGAAGGUCGGCGCCUUCGAGGCCCACCCAGACUACAUCCGCUGCUUGACUGUCCAUCCGACGGCCAGCAUCGUGCUCACUGGUAGCGAUGAUAUGACGAUCAAGGCUUGGGACUGGGAGAAGAACUGGAAGUGCAUCCAGGUGUACGAGGGCCACACGCACUACAUCAUGAACCUCACAUUCAACCCCAAAGACGCCAACACCUUCGCCUCCGCGUGCCUCGACCGCACCGUCAAGAUGUGGUCCCUCACCUCCCCGAACGCCAACUUCACCAUGGACGCCCACGACAAGGGCGUCAACUACGUUGACUUCUACCCCGGAGCCGACCGCCCCUACCUUGUCACCACCGGCGACGACAAGACCAUCAAGGUCUGGGACUACCUCUCCAAGAGCUGCGUCCAGACCAUGGAGGGCCACACCAACAACCCGAGCUUUGCUGUGUUUCACCCCAACUUGCCGAUCAUUAUCAGUGGGAGCGAGGACGGGACGGUGAAGAUCUGGAAUAGCAACACGUACAGGCUCGAGAACACGCUGAGCUACGCGCUCGAGCGUGCGUGGUGCGUCGCGCUCCGCAAGGAUGCAAACGAGGUUGCUGUGGGCUUCGACGAGGGUGUCGUUGUUAUCAAGCUCGGCAGGGACGAGCCCACAUACAGCAUGGACCCCUCGGGCAAACUCAUCUACACCAAAAACCAAAUUGUCCUCUCCAGCAACCUCGCCACCCUCUCCCCUUCCUCAACCUCUUCCACCGCGCCCUCGGAAAAAACAGACGGCACGCGCCUCCCCCUCUCUCCAAAAGAGCUCGGCACAACCGAGAUCUUCGCGUCCACGCUGCUGCACUCCCCGAACGGCCGCUUCGUCACCGUCGUCGGCGACGGCGAGUACAUCAUCUACACGGCGCUCGCGUGGCGCAACAAGGCGUUCGGGAACGGCAGCGCGUUCGCGUGGGCGGGGGACAGCAACACGUACGCGGUGCUCGAGGGCAAGACCAAGGUGCGCGUGUUCCGCAGCUUCAAGGAGCGCGGCGGCGCGGGCAUGAAGGGCGCGGGCAGCUGGACGGUCGAUGGGCUGCAUGGCGGGCCGUUGCUCGCUGCGCGGGGGAAGGGCUUUGUGGUGUUUUGGGACUGGGAGAGCGGGGAGAUUGUGAGGAGGGUUGAUGUUGAUGCGAAGAAUGUCUACUGGUCGGCCACGGGCACGCUCGUCGCGAUCGCGUCGGACGAUUCGUUCUAUGUUCUCCGGUUCAAUAGGGACGCGUACACCGCCGCGAUCGAUGCGGGUGCAGAUAUCAGCGACGAGGGCGUCGAGGAGGCCUUUGAAGUCGUCGCCGAGAUCAACGACUCGGUGAAGACGGCCAAGUGGACUGGCGACUGCUUCAUCUACACGACAGGGACGAACCGGAUCAACUACUUUGUGGGUAGCGAGAGCUACACGAUCUCGCCCUCGGAUACCCCGCUGUUCAUCCUCGGCUACCUCCCAGCGCACAGCCGCGUCUACCUCGCAGACAAGGACAUGCACGUGUACAGUUACGCGCUUAGUCUCGGCAUGGUCGAGUACCAGACCGCCGUCCUCCGCGGCGACAUGGACGCCGCAGCCGAGAUCCUGCCCACGCUCCCGCGCGAACAGCUGAACAAGGUCGCGCGCUUCCUCGAGGGCCGGGACCUCAAGGAGCUCGCGCUGCAAGUGACCCAAGACCCGGACCACAAGUUCGACCUCGCGCUCUCGCUCGACGACCUCGACGUCGCGCUCGACAUCACGCGCACCGUCCCGCCCGCCGAGGCCGAAACCAAAUGGAAAGCGCUCGGCGACCGCGCGCUCGCGGCGUGGCGGUUCGACCUCGCGCGCGAGGCGUUCGACAAGGCCGGGGACCUCAACUCGCUCCUGCUCCUCCUGCUCGCCGUCGGCGACCGCGCGGGGCUCGAGGGGCUCGCGGGCCGCGCGGAGGACAAGGGCGCGAAUAAUCUGGCGUUCGCGACGCGGUUUCAGCUCGGCGAUGCGGGGAGGUGCACGGAGCUGCUGGUGAAGACGGGGCGCGCGCCGGAGGCGGCGUUGUUUGCGCGGACGUAUGCGCCGAGUCGGGUGCCGGGGGUGGUGGAUGUGUGGCGCGGGGAGCUGAAGAGCAAGGGGAAGCCGAAGCUUGCGAGCGGGAUUGCGCAUCCUGGUGAGAAGGCGGAGCUGUUUGAGGAGGGCUGGGAGGAUGCGUUGAAGCGCGAGCAGGAGGGGCCUGUGGCAGUGGAGGAAGAGGAAGAUGACGACGACGACGAUGAAGACGACGAUGAUGACGACGAAGAGGAAGAGGAGGAGGAAUCAACACCGAAUGGAAGCGGGGUACUGGUUGACGCCGCUUGAUGGCGGUAAUACCCUCGUUUCCUCGUCCGACAUGUAAAAUGCUACACGCAGCUAAUUUCUAUUGCUAUCUGCCUUAAAC
Coniophora puteana RWD-64-598 SS2 is the source of this 2700-nucleotide messenger RNA. RefSeq names its product coatomer protein. The transcript has 9 exons. Gene Ontology annotation, molecular function: protein binding; structural molecule activity. Gene Ontology annotation, cellular component: COPI vesicle coat. Bases 18 to 2621 code for a protein of 867 amino acids. Gene Ontology annotation, biological process: intracellular protein transport; retrograde vesicle-mediated transport, Golgi to endoplasmic reticulum; endoplasmic reticulum to Golgi vesicle-mediated transport. The record is from RefSeq and is a predicted model, not a curated record. NCBI's taxonomy places the organism in Eukaryota, Fungi, Basidiomycota, Agaricomycetes, Boletales, Coniophoraceae.